Molecule: messenger RNA, 706 nt
Organism: Alnus glutinosa
Lineage: Eukaryota; Viridiplantae; Streptophyta; Magnoliopsida; Fagales; Betulaceae
Exons: 5
Coding region: 1-468 (155 amino acids)
Source: RefSeq, a predicted model, not a curated record
AUGGGUAUGAGUAGGGGUAGGGGUAGGGGUAGCAGGGCUAUUGGUAGGGGCAGGGCCUCAGACUCAGACUCAGCCUCAAUCUCAGCCUCAGACUCGGAGUCGAACCAAUGCUUGGUCCCAAGGUACUGUCAACACCGUAAGGUGGUAUGGGCCUCAAGUAGGACCGCAAGCAGUAGGUCAAUCUACUCAGUCGCAACCUUGGACCCAAACCAAUGUCAUUUCCCCUGGUACUGUCAACACUGUAAAGUGGCAUGGGCCGCAAGUAGAGCAUCCUCAGUCACAACCUCAGCAGCAUCAGUCAAAUGCUUUUAUUCAAGGUACUGUGAAUACUGUACGACUGUAUGCACCUCCACGACGAUCAGAGUCUUCACAGCCUGUAGGGCCUAUUCAGCCAACAGGGUCCUCUCAGGAAGUAUGUUCUUCUCAGCCAGUAGGGUCUUCAUCAAAGCCUGCAACAAGGGCCCGUAAUAUUGUUCCAACUGUUGAGAAGACAAUUGAAGUUUUUGAAGCUAACCAAAGAAAGAGGAAGAAGCCCGAGUGGAAAAAAUAUUAACUCAUUCCUGUAGUUUUUUGUUUGUUAUUGGUUAAACAAUCUUAUGUGUUGUUGCUUUUGGUUGGAUUGUUGCUUUUGUUGUUGCUUUUUGUUGCUGCUUUUGUUGGAUGACAUUGUAAUGUUGUUGCUUUUGUUGUUUAAUGACUUAAUUGA